Molecule: messenger RNA, 19230 nt
Organism: Porites lobata
Lineage: Eukaryota; Metazoa; Cnidaria; Anthozoa; Scleractinia; Poritidae
Source: the annotation of a GenBank genome assembly
AUGAGUUACGUUACCACAAUAGUUCUUGUUCUUUUUGGAGUGUACGUAGCUAACAGUAUUUAUGUAAUUUAUCACCUUUUUCACUUGCCGGAAUGCCAAGGCGGUGUUAGAAAGUGUCUUCGUCCAGAUGGCGUUAUUGAUAAAGAAUUGGAGGUAGGUAAGACUUACAUGUACAGGAAAAUCCAUCUUUUUCUCCGAUCAACAAUAAAUGAGCCCUUUUUCUAUCCUUGUAUAUAUACCCUAUUGUUAAAAUGGAAUGGCCCUCAGUUGUUUCGUUAAUAGCGCUUUGCACUAUUCCCAGGGGGGGUACUCGGGAUUUCAACUGACGGGGAUGAUGGUAGGCGGGAUUUUUUUGAGUUAGAAAUUUUCGAUUCCGGGAUUUUUUGGCUACGAAAAUUUGGUUUAGGUAACUUGAUUUGAGUAGGGAUUUUUUGGGGGUAUUAAAAAGAAUCGGUAGUGCCCUGGCUGCGUAGUUCUGCGAAUAAAGUACAAACAAACGUGUUUUGCUGUUGUUUAAUAGUUAACUAUGGUGUCGCUUUACAUCGCACGUGUUAUACAAUAGUCUGCAGAAAUCGGCAUGGGAUUUUUUUGGGGUUAAUUUUUGGUCCAGGGAUUUUUUGGGUUUUGUUGGAAGCCCUAGGGAUUUUUUUUGGGUCUUGACUUUUGGCUCCAUUCGAUCAUCCCCAACACAUGAAAUCCCGAGUACCCCCCCUGGGGCACUAUUACUAAAAAUAGGUUUUGUCACCUUAGACCCCAACCCCCCCCCCCCCCCGCAUGACUCAGACAAACAUUACAUUCUACUCAAAGGCUUUGUAUGAGCAACAUACGUUUCUGACAUGAAAACUGUUCAUAAAAUUCGCAGUGAGUGUUUUUAAAAUGUGUUUUUGAGCUACUCCAAUGUAUAAAACCUGGUUCAAGUAACUAAAAAGAUCACUUUAAGACAGAAAAAAUAAAGCGACUUGAUUAAUGAAGGUUGCUGAAAUCAGAUCCCUGGCCCUGUCUUCAUCAAAUAGCACUCUAUGCACUGAAACAUGACAUGGCUGUGUAAUGCUCCAAAACCAAAAUUGCUAAAGAGAAAAUCGAGUUUCUAUGUACUUCUCGAAAGCCUGUGACAGAAUAUCUAAGCUCAAAAGCACACCAACGUUAGCACAAACCAAAAAAUUUAUAAGUUUGUUCUGUUAUUGUGUGACCAGGCAGAUACCAUAUGAAUUCGGGACGAAUACAGUACUUUAUAUCCUGUAGCGCAACAUAAGCACUCAACUAAAAGAAAUUGAGAAACCUUUGCCUUUAAAUUUAGCCUAAUGCUCCGUUUCAUAAACAGCUUUGAUCGAAUUAGCUCUACUCUCCACACAUUUCUUAGUAAAAUGCCGCAACAUAAUUUUACAAACAGUAAUGACACCGCAUAAGAAAUAAGAUCACUCAUCUGUACAGUUUUUUUUCCAUGUUUAAUGUUGUCUUGGCACGUGUUGAUUAUUUUGAAGAUGUAUAUUAUCAAAACCAAGUGGGAUUUUGUCUUUUUUAACGAUAAAAAUCUUCAAAGGCAAGGGAAGUUUGUUGGCGAACGUGACUUUCCCAUACAAAACUCUUAUACUGGUCGGGUUCAAUGUCUGAGUCACAGCAGGGACCAGAAAUUUGUGACAUCAUUAGUGCAAAGUGCUUUUUAAAUGCUGUAAACCUCCCAAUUUUAAGCCCUGGAAUUAUACUAUGUUGUCAGGAGUUUUAGUAGGGCUUAUAAACUGGACAAAAAGAGCGUUUGAAACCAAGCUACAUAACAGUGCUGAUCAAAUUUGAUAACUUUUUAAUCUUCAAAACGUCGUAAAAAGUCAAAUACAUUUCAAUGCAAGUUAGAGGGGGGCUUAUAAUAGGGGGAGGUUUACAUAACCUUUUGUUUUUUUUGUUUAAAAGUAGAUGAAUCUAUAAAUGGGGGGGGAGGGGCUCAUAAGUGGGGAGGGGAGGGGGGUUUAUAAUCAGAAGUUUACAGUAAUAAAUUAGCUCCCUUCAUCUGUUAAUUGCCCUCUGUUGUAACAAGAUACCGGUUUCUUCAAUGACUCAAAGAGGUCAUCACGGCUUAACUGCAGAAUACCCCGUUACUUCUAAGCUACAUCCUAAAUUGGGUGGAUACGCGGAUACGUGGAUACGCAGAUGUGCCACAUGGGGGAACUGGAUACCAAUGUCAUGUAACAUACUUGAAAUGACCAGCAGUAUGCGGUCAAACCUCCCGGCCAUAGUAUUAUGCAAAAUUCAACUAAGUUCCUGUGAAAAGCAAGCUACAAAUGUAAUACCGUUGAACCUCCAUGUGCGACCACAAAUUGUAAGCGACCACCUCCCAUAAGUGACCAUGCACCUAUCCAAAACACCAAAACUUUCCCAGUCAAAGCCUUACAGUUGGAACCUCUAGUACAUGACUAGUAAGUGACUGUGACCACUUUUGCUCUUGUUUUGUUUUGUAUUUCUUUACCAUAUUUUUUGUACCUAUUAGCUGGUUUCAAUUUAUUCACAUUGCUGCCCGAUCACAGCAUCGCGAGUUGUUGUGGUGAAUGUAUUUCUAGUAACUUUAUUUUUUUUUACAGGUAUUAAUCUGUACAUCCCUUCAGCAGCACAGGGUCAACAGCAAAAAUUGUCCCUUACUUUGGAAGAGUAACAACUUUAGUUUGUCAGAGCAGUUUGCAGUGUGAGUCUCAUGAGGCUUAUUUACAUGUGUGUAGUGUUGUGGGAUAUUUAUACAAGUCACGCUGUAUUUUCAUAAUCCCCUACGGCCAUUCAAAACUAGCCUGCGCGCAGACCCUUUAAACCACACUAUAUGCGAUACGUGGGCCGGCUGCACCACAGGCUAUUCAAAACACAAGAGAGGAGUUUUUGAUUAAAAAAACUGUUCUUUUAAGUGUCCUGGCGUAGUCUGUGAAUACAGCUGCUUUUCCUUGCAUGCAUAAUGACUGUUUUUUAGUACACUGUAGAUUCACGGUGUUUAAUAGUUUAAUACUGAAUUUGAUUUGUGUUACCCUUUGUAUUUUUGCUAUCCCUUGUUAACAGUAGAGCAGUACUAUGUUGACCAUUAAGCACUCAUUGACCAGAUUACAGACAAAUCUACGUGAUCAGACUGAGUAUGGAAUUUUUUGGCCAGACCGCACAUGUCUCUCCCUCAAACCAUCCCAAACGGCAAGAACGAGGGGAGACAACUCGAUUCACAGGCUACUUUUUGAGCUAAAUUGCACCAUAUAAUAUGAUGUGGUUUUUAGACUUGUAAAAUGAGAGGUAGCUAUUGUUGGCAAUGCUGAGAACUUUAAAAUUUGAAACUCUUAUGUACAGGUCUAUUUUGUUUUUAUUAUUAUUUUUUUUAAAUUCAAAUUUUAAACUUGUUUUUAUUACCCCUGCUGAGUUUCUUGCUGAUUGUACAUUGUUGGUCACUAAAAAAAACAACAACUAUAAAAAAUGCUUUCAAGACUGCUUGACAAUGGCAGAUGUGGAAUACACUUUAUGUUGACAAAAAAUAUUAUCACCAUGGUUCAAUGUAUACUUGGCCACUGUAACCACAUGUUUCCUUGUAUACAUGGACAUUUCCAUGCUCAAGUUGCAUUUGAACGUCCUAUUUUUACAGAUCAGUAAAUGCCAGUUUACCGCAGAAGACAAGAAAUAAUGGAUCGCUAUUUGCUCACCUGUUUAUUUACCCAGUUGGAGAAUCUCCUUUCAACAGUGAAUAUGCUUCACAUGCUGUUGCUCCAUUAACUGUGUACUCUUUACCUCAAGAUGAAUCAAUUAAUCUUUUAAAUUCUGGUGAAAUGCCAAAAAAGGUGAGAAUUCUAGUCCGCCACCCUGGUUUGUGCAGAAGGAGGGCACUCCUUUAUUUUUGACUAAAUGAAUACAUGAUGUGCUACUUUUAACAGGGUGUGGCUUUUGUGGCCUUGAGUCUUCAAUUUACAUGGUGUACACUACAAUUUUCUUUUUUUCUAGUCCUUAACAGGGUGUCUUUCUAGAAACCUUGAACUGGUUAUGAACGGUAGCUAUGCAUGGUUUAUGCAUUGUACAUGACCAGUACAAUAAUUUUCUAAAAAAAUAAAAUUUUAUGAUGUCACAUGUAAGAAAAAAACUUUUGUUUGUUUUCAAUUUGAAAUGAAUCAGCGUCACAAAAAGGCCUCUUGUCUAGUGAAUUAAGGUGGUGAUUGUCAGGGCUUGAAGGACUAUUAAUGGCACACACCUAGCCAAUGGCACAGCACACCCACCCUUAACUGCCCGUCUCCCAGUCUCUUUGGCUCUUAUCAAGAGACGAGAGGGAUCAAAUAGAUUGAUAAAGUGAUCAAAUGUUGUUUAUUUCGCAGAAACAAAGUUCACCAUCCAGUGACAUCCCAGUGACGCACUGGAAACCAAUUCUCAACUUUCAUGUUUUAAAUGAAAAAGUUGUAUUUGAUCGUCAAGCCAUUCCUGGUGAGAUCUACCCGUUUAUAAGGUAAGUGAAUAGUCAACUGUAAAGUUUCAGCUGAAGUAUAUGCUCCUUUCUCCUGUCAAAAUUACUGGGCUUUUUUUUAAUGUACAUUAUGGAGUGAGAUAAGGUUAAUUUUAACCCUUAGGCAGGGUUGUCAGAAAGUUUUGAAGUAGAUGGCGGAGUUGUCAAAGUAAGCGGCCAGUCCAGGGUUAUUUUAUUUAAAAAAUUCCAUCCGUAAAGAAAUGCCAAGCAGAGUAGCCGGCCGAUUCUAACCAAGUAGGCGGCAAUUUUCACCGACAGCCGGCUACUUUUGACAACCUUUUGCUUACAGAAACAUGACCGCUGGCAGUCAUAUAUUGCAUUUUUCAUGAAACUUAGGGUACUUACUAUUUACAUGGAAAGUAAGGUUAGAAAAUUAAAUGGUUCUUGACCAUUCUUGCCACUCCAUUUAAGAAGCUUCUGAAAAUAUGGGCUGUGAUUUGAGGCAAUGCAAUUUUUCUACUCUUUUUUCUCUGUUCAGCUGAAGUUGUUAUUCUUUGCAAAGGGUCAUUCUCCCACCAAGUCAAAUUUUAUAGUUUUGUGUUUGUAUUAUAUGCCCAAGAUUUCUACCCAGAUGGUUUGUGUAAGUAGUAUAAGCACCCUUGUUUUCGUAAGAAAGUUCUUGUCACUUUUGCUAGUUCAUGUUCUUAUAUUUAUGUGUUACAUGUUCGUUGGUUUAUGCUAUAAAUUUAUACAGUAAGUAUGGUAUGUGUAAGUAACAUGUAAAUUAUCACAAAUGACAUAACUACUUAGUCUGACUAUCUAAAAUAGCGAAAUUAACCAUUUAAGUCCCAACAGUGAUCAACAUCAAUUUUCUCUUUACAAUAUCAAUACAUAAUCAAGAGAAAUGGUAGUGAGAAUAAAUGAAAUGAUCACCUACAGAAAACGGCUUUGAUCUUUUAUCAAAUUCGCCCUGCCAUUUAUUAAGACACUGCAUAUGGACAUCAGGUUAGAUAUUAUUAUUGAAUAUUGGGGUUUGAAGGGUUAAUAUUAAAUACCGCUAUCUUCAUCUAAUAGUAUUUGAUUUUGUUCUUUUCCUUUGCUUUUUAGUUUAGCGCCCAAUAAUGACUAUCUGCCAGUUUUAUACAUUGAUCAGCUGGGUGUUAUUUAUAGAUACCUCAAGGUAAGACUACUAUCAUUAACUUAUAUGAGGUAUCACUGAACCAUGUUUUGCUUCAUAUCAUAGGAUGUUCAGGUUGAAAUUUGGACAAUCCUUCAAGAGUCAUGUGUAAGAUUAUGGCCUAGAUACAAUGAGUCCAUCUCAUCCCUCACUUCUCGGGGCCUAAGAGAGCAGUGGAAAUUGAGCGUUAACCCAAUCCUGAACCUGUAAAGUUCAUGGUGCCCAGCGUUGAUUUUUAUGCCAAAACUGAGAAUUCUCAGUCAUCCAAGAGCAGAAGUGAGGCCUUGAAACAUUCUUCUGACUGUUUUGGUUAGAUAUAAAAUGAAGUCUUAUAAAAUAAGAAAGAGUGUUUGAUAAUUAAGUAACUUAUGCAGGUAGAGGCUGUUCCUUGGAAAAGCUCAGCAACAAACAGUUCCCUAUGUAAAUUUUACUUGUCUACUAUCAUGAUGUUUUGUUUUUGUUUUUGUUUUUGUUUUUUCAAGCCUGUGAAUAAAAGUAGUACACAGAUGGAACUUAAGAUCAAAUAUUCACCCAUCUCCCUUGGGAAGCUUCGCAUCUGGGCAUCUGUUCAUCAUUCAUUCAAAUCUAUGAGGCAACUAGGUAAGAAAUGCUUUGUGACAGGGAGUAAAUUAAGCAAGUUUUUAAUGUGGAUUGUACAAUUGCAAAGUUUAUGUGAUUAUAUUGAUACCUUCAGUUGUUUCUUUGAAUAGACCAGUUUUCAAUUAUUAAAAUGAUUAUUAUUCAUACUUACAUGUAGCUCCAAGCCUGAGGGAUACGAUUGAGGCCCAUUCACACUAAUGUGUUUUUGUUUGAAAGUGCUUUCAUUGUGAUGCAUUUAGGCCUGAGCAUUUUCAUCGAAACGCAUUGAUUUGAAAACGUUCUCGAAAUUGGAUCAAAAUCUUGAAUGCCAAUGUGAAAGACAUUAAACCGUGACUCAGAAAUUUAGUGUACACUUCUGUACUCUGGAAGUUCACUACAGAUGUGGAUCUGGAAUUUUUCAUGACUGUAUAUCCAGUUUUUGUAAGGAUGUUUUAAUUUUUUAUGCACUUUUAAAGUUGGGAACCUGCCCUCAUACAGUUAACGACUGUUGAAGCAGUGUGAAUGCUGUUGUUGUUUUAAACCUUGUUUGUUUUGCCAUAGAUGUUGAUAAGGAAACGAAACGUUAAUUUUAGGUUCAUUAAUGUAUCCAAAGUGUUAAAUGUUUCUCAUUUGAAAAUACGUCAGCUCUUGGAUAUAUACUAGUAAUGAUAACGUCUUGUGAGCAGUUGAGUUUUUUUGGAGGUUGUAAGUAGUGAUCAUGUGACGGUUGAUAACUGCUCUUUCCGUCUGUUAAUAUUUGUAAAUCGCCUGUUUGUUGAUGUACUCAAUCUUUGAAAACUACAUAUAAACACAUUCUCAGGAAUGAUGAGAGACUCGUUUAGUUGUUUUGUUAACUACUAUUUCAUUGGCGUGGGUUUGAAAAUCCUCCUAUAAAAACUCCUAAAUCUCCUAUAUUUUUUUGUGCUUUGCUCCUGCUUUUCCUACAAAUUAUUUUGAAAAUGGCUGGGAUGUAUGAAAUAAGGUCUCACGCCCUUAAAAGUGUGGAAUCAUCCCCUCCCUUUAAGAUCACUUUCUCAAUUAUACUAGAGACGUUUUAUAAUAGUUUCUAAGACGAGAACGACCACGAGAAUGAGAUUUUCACAAUACUAAGUAGUCCAGUGUCAUUUUGGCGGGAAAACGCAGUAGCCGUGGUCAAUCUAUUACGCGUCGUAGUGGUGGAAACAAGCCAUGAAAUGUUAGAAGUCUUAUCAUUUUGCGAUCGGGUGAGGACUUAACCUCCUUCAAUGAAAAUAACUGUGUUAACGUUUCGGGUGAAUGAAAUAAUAAUAAAUUAAUUAAUUAAAAAGCUUUACUGGGUGUCUGGUUUUUUGAGAAUAGGUGAAAAAAAUCUUACGUCUAAUCUCAUCCUCCUAGUCGUUCUCGUCCUCGUCCUUGAAUCUAAACGAAAAUAUAAAAAACCCCUUCCUUUUCUCAGUGGACCAGGCUACUUUAUUUCAUUUUGUUGAAGGAAAUUUCAUAUUAAAGUGCCCCCAGCCAUUUCGGAAAAAAUGGUCAGUGCUAAGUAUCCUGCGAGCAAGCUCUCCGUUUGGGGUAGUCGCGAGAAGUCACGCGACAGCCACACGCGUGAGGAGACGCGAGUGCGAGUGGCUUCGUCGCUCGCUCGCGCGUUCUCUCACGGCUUGCUUCGCUCGCUUGCUCGCAGCCUUAAGUGCUCAGUCACUUACUGGAUUUGUCAAACCUAGUUAUCUCCUUUUAUAUUUCUUAUAUUUGAAAUCUUCAGUAAUAAAUCCAUUAAGAUUAUUUAUUUUUUCAGGAUUUUCAGAAAAGGACUUAGAUGAAAUACGAGGAAUCUUCACAGACACCAAUCUUAUGUUUCUUGGUCUGACAUUUGCCAUUACAGUACUCCAUGUAAGUAACACUACCACAUCAGCAAUUAUAAACGAGACUUUUUUUCUUUCCAAAAAAUGGCGUGUUUUGUGAUGACGAAAUCGCGGAGAGCUAAAUCCAAACAAUUUACUUCGAGUGCUGGCAAAUGGCAAAUUCGUGACUCUGUGCAAAGACUGCGAGGCUAACCCUUGUCCCCGUGAGCCUCAGAUUGGUGAAUUUCCCGCUCCAGAAACUAUUAGGGGAAUUGGUACAAGCUUUCGGCGCAACGAUUUCUGGGAUUGUUUGAGUGGACAAGCGUUACUGUUGAUCGGUUAAUAGUUGGCUUGACUACCAUCGACCAAUCAUAACUAACGCUUGUCCAACCAAACGAUUCCAGAAAUCACUGUACCCAAAGCUUGUAGCCAUUCUCCCUAUAGUUUAUGAAGUGGGUAUUAGCGAGAAGGAGACCGCAGAAGAGUGUUUAAAAUGCCGUCCAGAGAGACUUUGACCGACUCUAAGUUUUUCGCAAACUUCUGAUUAGCCGUUCGUGUACUUAAACAGGGCACAAAUCACCGAUCAAAUUCCAAAACAUAUUCGCAGUGUGGUAGGCUUCUUUCUGGCUAAAAUUGUAGGGAGAAGCCCGUGUCAAUGCGGAGAAGCCAUUUAUAUAUUCAAAAAUAGGAAUUGCAAGAACCUCAAAGCCCUCCAAGAACAUCUGAAUUCUACUAACAUUUUGCGAGACUCCUGUACUUUUUUGAGGGAAACUGACAUAUUUUUAAUUUCUUUCCUUCUCAUUUUGUUGCAGCUUCUGUUUGAUUUCUUAGCAUUUAAAAAUGAUAUUAAUUACUGGAAACGCAGGGACAGCAUGGUGGGACUAUCAAUGAGAACAGGUGGGUAUCAGGGAAUAGGGGAGUCAAUCGAAUCUUUCAAUUUUCAGGGGCACCCAACGACAAUUUUCGGAAAAAUAUCUGUUCGGAGGACGAUUUGAGAGCUAGAAUUUUCGAAACAUUUGUUGUAAAAUUUCUUGCUUGCCUGCCUUUCCUAGGAUUUUCGAACAUCUAAAAAAUGGUAUAAUUGCCUAUUUUUAACGGAUUUUUACCCUAAAAAGGUCACCUAGAAUUUUCGGGAGCCUUUUUUUCUGGCUGAAAUUUUCGAAAAGGUAAGUUUUGAUUCCUAUAAUUUUCGGAUCACUAGACUUUCAGCUAGGAAAUCCGAACAGAUGAAAAAUUUUUAGCGAAUAAAAAUAUGCCUUUGUCUACCUUUUAAAUACUAAAAUACGUUUAACAAUGCUAUGUUUAAGUGUCUUUGAACUACAUUCUCGUUGGGUGCCCCUGAAUUUUUUGCGUCAUUCGUAUAUGCCUUUCAUUCAGUUAUCUGUGAAAAUUGGAACCCGAUAUACUGAAUAGUUUCGGAGAAAUUAUCUUUGAAAAACUCGAAACUUUACAAACAAUGUAUGGGCUCAUUAACGCGGUUUUUGCCAUCAAGCAAUUUCGCAGUUUUCGAUGGCUGCUGUUUUCUUUGUUAUUGCUUGCAAAGAGCUGAAAAUUGGACAAAUUGCUCAAAUUAACCAACUCUUUCAACUUUUGAAUUUAAUUUGUUCAUUUCGUGACGUCUUCUCGUUUUGUGAAAAUGAGUUGUAUUUGCAUGAGAAUAUAAAUUACUUUUCAUAAUGGCUUCGCACUUAGCCUCCCUUUGAAACAGAGGCUGAGGAUAGAGUAAGGGCCUGUUUACAUGGAGGUGGGGGACCUCAGGCAGGUGAGGUAAAAUAUAACGUGAUCAAAUCAAAAUGAGAGAUUAUAUGGACAAGCGGGUUACCCCACCUAAGCGGGCUGUCUCACCUACCUGGGGUCCCCCACCUCCAUGUAAACAGGCCCUAACUCAGAAUGGACUGUUACCGUUGGUGUCAGAGUCCUUUCCGUGCGCGCGGCUGGAUGCUACGGACUCCAGACAGGAGCCGCGAAGCUUUUCGCGUUAAUCACCAAAAAGACUUGACUGAAAUCGGAAACUGCGCUUGAAAAGUCUCCCUGGGUCGGGAAACGCUUCCGUAUUAUAAGCCUUCCAUGAAGUUUGUAUUUACAGGGUCUGAAAGAGGCGUCCUGAUCCCGCAUUCCCGCUCUUUAUUUUCACGACAAUCCCGCAUCCCGAACUUCCCGAACGAAAACCGUUUUCUUUCCCAAUACUGCACACUGUGCCAAGAUUUUGGCGAAUCCCGCUUCCGAGUAUCGGUCAAAGCCUGUAUCCCGUAAGUAAAUUUUGCGUUUUCCCGAAUCUCGUGCUACAUUUCGGGUCAAAUCUGGGAUCCCGAGAUAACCCUUUCAGACCCUGAAUCCCUUACUUACAACUUUUUUCUCAUUAACACAUGCUUAAUAGAAAGAUCAUAGCAGAAUUAGCCAUCUCUAAAAUUUUGAGCCCGGUAUAUCAUAUUUUUUUUUGGAGAAAUUCUGUUUUUAAAACUGACAACUUAACAAAAAUUGUAUGACGCAUUGGAAUUUUUGGCACCAGUCAAUUUUGCAGUUUUUGAUGGUUAAUAAACAGCGAGGUUAAAAAGCUAAGGCGUGAUAACUGUUUGCUUCAGUGAAAUUCCAACUGCCUCCUAUAUUCACCUCGGAUGAGACAUUAAACUUAUAAUAAUUGUUGACGGUCAAACUUUUCUUCUAAAAGUUGACCAAUUGAGGCCCUUGUUUGUCGUUAGCAAUGGUUAGUUUUUGCUAAGAGCCAUUUUCUCAUUUGUUGCACUGCAGUUAUUUGGAGAUGUGUCAGUACAAUAAUUAUCUUUUUAUAUCUAAUGGAUGAGAAAACCAGCCUUCUUGUUCUUAUUCCUGCUGGGAUCGGCUCAUUGAUUGAGGUAGGUCGACGUCGUUACUGAGUUAUGCCCUUAACAACAAGAGUUGUAGGCAACAGUUAAAGUUUUGAUUUUAUCUUUUCCUCAAAACAUGAAACAACUGACAGGCAGGGAGGUAUUAGGAGCAUUUCUAUCGGGUUUCUGUUUGUGCGAGUACUAGAAAAAGUGGUACUAAAACUCCGAAAAUGAAAGGAAAUGUCAGACUCCUAAGUGGUGCAAACUGGAAUGUCCAGAGGGUUUGGGGUGGGGCACAGGAGAUUAGAUCAAGAGACAAAUCAACAAAAAAUUGUCUUUGGAGAUAUAGAGAUUUUCUUGACCGAAACAUUGCGGUGUUGUUUUAUUUGAGUUCAACUUAAUUUUUUGUUCUGUACAGAUGUGGAAAGUGACCAAGGCAUUCAAGGUCAAUAUAACAUGGGAAAAAGGAUCAAGACCUUCAAUACAGGUGAAUAGAGGUGACCGGCCUACCCUGCUGUGUCAUGAAAUAAGGUUAAGCUCUGUCAUAUUUAUUGUUGCCUAAAUUUUUUCCGUUUUAUAGUUUGGGAAGCGUUCAAGCAAGGAACAGGAGACAGAGGAAUUUGAUAGCGAAGUAAGUGCCUGAACAAAAUAUUGGUACAUUUAUUGAUGGGAACACCACUAUCGAGGAUUCGUGUAUAUACAUUAGCGCCAUUUAUACAAGGAAAAAAAAUAAGACGCGUCUUUCAUAAGAGGCAAACCGCCCCAGUCUGUUCUAGGCUCUCAGAUAGUAGGAUUGACGCGUAAGUAAGGCGCGCGAAAAUAUAAGCGCGUGCGCGUUACCCGACUAUCUCGGAGCCUAGCCUGCGUGGCCGGCGUUGAAAGGGAAAGGGGAAGGGGGAAUUUGGGCGCGCGCGAGAGCACGCUCUCUCGCGCGCCCAAAUUCCCCCUUCCCCUUCCCCUUUCAACGCCGGCCACGCAGGCUACUCGGAGCCUGGAAUAGGCUAAAACUGCCCUGUAUAAACGGCACAUUUCGUCUGAAAUAAGAUGCGACUUAGCUACGACGCGUCUUAUCUAAGUUUUAUCUAAGUCUAAGUCGUCUUAUUUAAGUCGCGUCUUAUUUCAGAUGAAAUGUGUUAUAGAACGCGUCUUAUGAAAGACGCGUCUUAUUUUUCCUCUUAUAAAUGGCCAUCAUUUCUUACUCAAGUAAACAGUUUUGGUCCGGGCGCAACGUGGCCGGUCUUACCAUAAAUAAAUAAGUAGAUAAAUGAAUAAUUAAAUAAAUAAAAAAAUAACAAAAACAAAUACAAAGACAACACCGCAAGAUAAAGAAAGAUUCGUCACUUAAAUGUGGACCAGAGGGUUAAUAAGAAAUUUAUUGAUAUAUCUCUGGGUGGCCUGAGUCGGACGCGAAAGAGCACACUGAACACAUGCGCGCCCCACGGUAGUUGAUCAUGUAGAACGAAUACUGACAAAGAGGGAUCAAUUGUCGACCGAUGUCGGCCGAGUGUUCCUUGUAUCUACUGCUGGUGGAGACACUUCAGCGAUUUAUCGGUCUAGCAUACGCCGAUAAUUUACCAGCACUAGGUAAAUACUAGACCGACAUGCCGAUACUGGACUGUGAUAUCGGCCGAAAAUUAUCCGCAAAACACUUAAGCUACAGAACGAGAGACGUGAUGGUGAUUUACCAUUUUCCAUGUCUGGAGAGUAAAUGGUGCACGUUUCGGGUCGUUCCAGUGAAAAACUUUCGGUUGCAACGAAACGUCUGUAAAAGUAGUCAAUUUUUUUGCUGUCGGAAUGAGCCAAACGGAUUUUCUUGUUCAAUUCCUUAACACUUAUCUUGGAUACCAGUCUCAUGCCUUCGCUGCUGUUUUAUUUUCCCGUAAAUAGGACGAGAUUCACAACAGAACUUGCCAUUCCUGAGUUUUGUUUACCAUUUGCUCAUUCUCUGCAACCGUGAACCAACCGGUUUGACCAUGUAUAAAUAGGGAAUUUGAGACACCCCGACGGCGACGGCUACGGCUACCGCUACGAAAACGUCGCUUAUACUCGAACUCAUUCACUUUGUCAAAUGCAAGCAAACUCUUUUUGAGCCGAAUUCCUAAGAACCAUAUACAAAUUCAGAAAGAGAAAGAAAAUUUAACAGUCCCUUCUUUACGUCCUCCAUAAAACGUGAAAUUAGGCAUUUUCCUUUCGUAGUCGUGCAGUGGCAGCAGAGAAAUGUACAAAAAAGAGUGAUGCACGUACAAAGUUGUCGUUUUGCUCAUUCAAGCUAUUGCUUUUUUGACGUUUUUCGUUGUCGUGGCCAUCUUGGCAUCUUAAAGUCUCUAAUGGUAAACAAUAAACACAUAUGAUGGACAUCACUGUGCACAAAAUGGAUAUUUCGUGCCUCGUCUCACUUAUACUUGCCCCUCAUGCGUUUUCUUCAUACUGGUAAUUAGCAGGCUUUCGUUCCGUAGAGGUUUUGUUGAAUUAAUAAAUUGUUUAUGUUAUUUUGUAUUUAAGGCUAUGCGUUAUCUAUCGUACGCCCUGUAUCCUUUGCUGGUAGCUGGCGCAGUGUACUCUCUAGUUUAUUAUCCACACAAGAGGUAAUGUAAAAUCCUGGUUUCAUUUGGUCAAAAGAUGGUUAUCGAAAGUUCGAAGCAAAUAACCGGAAAUAAGGAAAUAAGCAAAUGGAUGGUGAAGUGAAGUCUCAUGCAGACUUCACUUCAAGGGCAGCAAGAAAUAAAGAUUGAUAUUUUGAAAGAGGAAUUAAGUAACAAAUCUUGAUUGAUAUACUGGGAUGGACACUGAAUUUGAACUGGAGUGACAAAAGAGUGAAGACAAAGAAUUGACACGAUUGUUUUGCGAGAAAUUAUCUGUUUCGGACGUCAGUUCACCUUUUUUUUUCCAACUUGUCACGCGCUUAAAACAUGGUUCAAGUUAUCGAGGGAACAAUUAUACACAAAUUAUCUGAAGGGAAAACAAAAAUUACUUCGAGUUAUUUGGAAGUUCAAGUUAUCGAGGGCUCGAGUUACCGAGGGUAAAAUUGCAGUAAACCUAUGAAAGAAAUCCAGGGGAGACAAACGGACGAGUUAGCGAGGGUUGCAUACCCAAGUUUAGGCUAUUAAAAAGGGGUUCAAAAACCAUUCUCUCUGGCGUCCCACAUAUCAGUAACGAUUAUGUAAGGAAGUACCUCCUUUCCGAGGGAGGCAAGGAAUAACCUCUUGAAAAGAAAAGUGUGUAAAACAUCUCCUCAGUUAGCCUGCGAGCAAGCUCUCCUAUUUGGGCAAGCGAAGCGAGCCUCGCGAGAACGCGCGAGCGAGGGGCCGAGGCCUUUCCUCUGUCCCUCGCGGCUUCGCCGCUCGCUCGCGCGUUCUCGCGAGAUUCGUUUCACUCGCCAAAAUAGGAGAGCUUGCUCGCAGGCUACUCCUCAGUUUAAUAGCUCUGUCGUGUAACAGAGCAUUCUGUGUCCUCAGUCGUCAACUUCAGGCCUCUUCUCCUUCUACGUAUGGGUUCAUGUUCUUCUUUAUUUGUGUUUCUGUCAUUUCAUAAAGCUGCUGCACUGUUAUCUAUUUUCUAACCUUUCAUUCCUCUCCUUUAAUUCCAGUUGGUAUUCUUGGAUUAUUCGAAGUCUUGUGAAUGGUAAGUUAGUUGUCAUCCAUUUUCAAACCAUUUUUGAAAGAAAACCGUCAAAACACGUGUGAAGACAGGGUCUGUCACCUUUUGGAAAGAAAUUAAAAAAAAGAGACAGGGAGAGAAGAAAACAAGAUUCCUAGAUCUCAGACGCAAGUAUCCUUUUGACUGCGAGGUUUUCCCGAAAAUAGGACUAGUAUAUGGCUUGUAUGAAGUUCUGUUUUUACUCUGUGAACUUUGUCUUCAAUCUCACUUAGACGUCACCAGGGCAGGAAUUACCCUGGAAAUUUGACCCUUUACCCUCUCUCCCAGUAGUGCCUGCCCCCCCAAAAAAAAAAAAAAAAAAAAAAAAACAACAAAAACAUAUAAGGAGAAACAAAAAACAAACUGCGGUGAUAAACAUAAGGAAAUAUAAACGCUUUUCGUUCUUGAAAGCCGGAAAAAAGACUUUAACUUGACGUUUCGUAUGUUCCAACAUACAUCUUCAGAAGUAAUAAACCGUCGAAUAACAACAGAAAUUUAAAUGUAGAAUAAGUAACUGAUUAAAGAAACGAAAUAUAACAUAGUAGAAAAUUUGCAUUAAAAGAAAAAGCAUGCAGACUGAAAAAGGUAAAGUUUUUCACUACCGACAUUUUCAUUUAGGGAAGGUUCUAAGUCCCUAAUCAGCCGAGUCUCCUUUAUCUUGCAAUGGGUGUUCAACCGUCCUCUUGCAAAAACAUUUUAAAUUGCUUUUUGUAGAACAUCCUAAAAGACAAAUAGUACUUCGCAAAAGUUCUGCCAAAGGAUGAGGUCUAUUUUCGAAGUAAUCGUAGUGGAGGAGACAGGUCAUGAAAGGUGACAAACAUUAAAGAUAAAAAGCUACCUGAAGAUACACAAUAGCCCACGUUCGAAUUCAAACAUGAAUUCGAGGCUUUAGGGGCAAAAUUGCAAAUUUUUCACGACUCCAUUUUCUCGCAAUUCCCAGGAGAGACUUGAGCACAAAGAAAAUCCUGAAACCAAAUAUAGAAGAGCGACCAGAAAGAAAAGUGGCACACGAGCCGCUCACUGUUGUUUUUACCACAUUUUGACGUCCUCUGUGAUCUAUUACUGAACAGACCCACGGCAACAUGGAAUCUAUUUGUUUUAUACGAUGAUCAGAAAAGAAAAAGACCGAUACACAUACCUGCCUCGAACCGCUUGACCUUUUGAGGGUUUGUGCUAGUUUAGGCAUUUUUUAAGUCCCAAACCCAACUUUUCAUCUUAGCUUCUUCUUUAUCUUACUUGUGUACAGUUUCUUCGAAAAGUUUUUCACCGUCUUUUCUCGCUCAAAGAAGAAUAAUAGCGAAAACAUUUUGCAAAACAGCGAGUCUCUCGUAGCGAAGACACACGAUGGCAACUGUUGUGAAGAUUUCUUGUAGCUUAGGCAUUGUCAAGUAGUCAAUAGCUUUUUUGGUCUCCGUUUCUCCAUUUUUCUUCUUUGUAAAUAGCUCCUGCUAAACUUUUUCCGAAGCUUUCACUUGCCUCAAUCCGACAUAAUCUCACAAACAUUUUCAAAACCGCGUGCCAUGUUGAACAAAACAAAGAAAACAAGUUUCCCGUGACGUCAUCCAUGUAUCUGUACUCUAAUAGAUCAUGGGCAACGACCAAUCACAGCGCGCGUAGCAUUCACAUCAUUGUAUUAAUUGAUAUGGAACGUUGGCCAUUCUACCGGUAUAUUUUCUGCUCACAAAUUGUGACUGAAUAUAUUAAUGCAACGUUUUCAUUGGUCAAUAAGAUCAAAAUGGUAGGAAUGCCAGUGUACCUUGUGCACCGUUAGGUAAAAAAAAAAACAACCCUUCAACAGAGAAGCCUGACUGGUUUCGUAACCAUCCCACUCUAUUAACUAUGAAGUAAUUAACAUCAUUAGAGCGCUUUUACUCGGUAACUAUUAGCUUUGAGUUUAUUUUAGAAAUUCAGCACCUGCUUUUGUCACCUUCAGGUGUGUACGCAUUUGGUUUUCUGUUCAUGCUUCCUCAGCUGUUUGUCAACUACAAGGUGAGUUUUUAGGACAAAGCAUUAGUCAACUCUCUUUUAAUACCUCUCUAAAAGUUGACUCUCUACCAGACGGACAUCCUCUAAGACCGACACCUAUUGUUGCUUCCAAAGAUGUUCGUCUUUGAGCCGAUAUAGAAUAACGGAGAAUACGACAGUUCCGUAUAGAAUAGGAUGAUUCGGUGCAGCUCAGACUGUGAUGAUCUCUUAUGAUGGUAUGGAAUUUCGUGCUUAGCUAUGGAAAAGCGAAAACUUGAACAAAAGUGAGAAAACAAGGGUGAUCUUGCACUCAUUACUGGUGUAAAGGGGUUAAAAAAUCAGUAGAACCUCGCUACCUGAAUACUCGGCAGUAACGUGACGACAGUGAACAUUACGCUUUGAUGUCAAGCUGCGUAUACAGACUAGCCUAGGAACCUAGAGAGUCGUUGUCAAUAUCACUGAGCUGUACUUGCUUACCAGGAGAUAGGACUUGCCUCAAGUCGACCUCACGAUUUCACGAGUUUCUAAGCGAGCAGAGCGAGCUUUUUAGGCCGCGAAGCGGCCGAGCGAACAGCGAAGUCGCAAGCCGUCUUCGUCCUGCGGCAUAUUAGGGAGCUUUAGCAUCGACGACGGCAACGGCAGCGAAAACGUCAGUUUUAAAAUGAAUUCCCGUUUUUUCAAUCUUCGUCGCGUUUAUUCCAAUUUGCUGAAAAUGGCAAGCGUAGGCGAAUUUCCCCUGGAGUUGAUUUCUUGAGGACCGCACUCAAGUUUAGAGAGAGAAAAAGAGAUUCGUCGUCGCUUGUUUACGUCCUCCAUAAAACUUGCAAUUAGGCAUUUUCACGUCGUAGUCGUGCAAGGACGGUAAAGAAAUGUACAAAAAUGCGUUGUGCACGUGCAAAGUUGUUGUUUUGCGUAAUAAACCUUUUGCUUUUUUGACGUCCUCUGCUUUGCCGUCGCCGUCGUCGUUGCUAAAGCUCCCUAAUAAGUCAGACGAAGGACUCUUUUGAAAGACGAACAAGAGGAUUUAUGAGAACACCUCCAAACAUUCGGUUGGUUUUGUUAAAAGUGUUAAAAUACUCGAACAAGACUCGGAAGGUCUCACGCUCAAUCUCCUAAUCCUAAUUGACAGAACGUCAGCUGGAACCUGAUCCCGGUUCACUUAUAACUUGAUGUACACCACUGACAUUGUCUUUUCUUUUUUCUUCAGCUGAAAUCAGUCGCUCAUUUACCCUGGAGAGCCUUCAUGUACAAGGUAGGUGGCUUCUUAUUUACAUUUCAUGGGGCAGGAAGAGGUGAGUCUUUGUUGAGCGACAAAAAAAAAUUCCUGUACGCCAACGCGCUGGAAAUAUCAUGUCACAAAAUUUACCUACUGCAUUAGAAAGGUACCUGUUCUCGCUCGCAAUCGCCGAUAUGGCAAUGAAAUCGGAUUAAUUGAUCUCUUGGUUUGCAACUUUUAGUAUCUGCACUAUUUUUCAACAUUUCUGCAAAAAUGAGAAGGGUCGCUAAUUUAUACGUUUAUUUAAAUCUUCGUCGAUGAUUUCCUUUAAAAUUGCUCUUAAGGUCUUUUUUCUCCAUAGUGCUUUCCAACAAAGUUUGAAGUUUGUUGAUAUACUCUAAGGGUAUAAACAACCGACGCCAAAACGGCAAAGUUUGCGCUGUCUUUUCAGGAGCCCUUAGUCACUUGUCUUAUUUACAGUGUGUCUUCAAGGUUGAUAAUUGGUAGUCAGGCUCUUGAAAAACCUCAUCGAGCCACCUAAAAUUUGACUCUGUUUAUGGUCCCCUUUCGCUGCAGCCUGCGAUAUAGAAAUGUAUAAUUGCAAACAUGUUUUUAGUGUUUGUAAUCAAUUAAUGGUGACGAGUAAAAUUUGUAUUUGCAGGCAUUCAACACGUUUAUUGACGAUGUGUUUGCAUUUAUCAUCAUUAUGCCAACCGCUCACCGACUGGCUUGCUUCAGAGAUGAUGUGGUGUUCGUCGUUUAUCUAUAUCAAAGAUGGUAAGCUACGCACGUUGAUUUUUUUUGAUGUGUAGGCUAAAUACGAGCAAUUUUCCAUUUUCAUACAAGCCUUGAAUUGCAAAUUUUCUAAGAAGACAGAAAUAUUUGAGGUUACGUUUGGGUGUCUGUAAAACCAGAAACAGGCCCGGAACACCCCGGAACGCCCUUAACCCUUUCACUGCCAAAUGUGGCCGGAGGCAAAUUUGACCAAAUUUCCACGUUUCAUUUUCUAAAAUUUUGACAAACAAAUAGCAUCAUGUGAAAGUACAGACAGAGAGCUUUCAUUUGAAUGGUCACAUCAUAGGAUUCCGUCUGCAGACUCAAGAGUUAGAGUCGCCUUACAAAACUCCAUCAAAUACUCUGGCAGUGAAGGGGUUGAUUACAAACAUUAGGCAAAAGAUUACAAAACCAAAAACAGCCCCCCCCCUCCCCCCCAAAUAAAGCCACACUAAACAAAAAGCAGACAAACAAACAGCAACAAAAAAGAAGCUGCUAACGUUUGGUAGUGGUAUACAAUACAGGUAUUUCACGGAUGCCGUUUCAAAUUGGCGGGGUAUUUUCUAGUUGCUCCUGCUCUACUGAAAAGAACGAGUGGAACAGUUCUAAGUUUCUUCUGGUCUUUCUUUCUACUUGCCUGCCGUUGACUACGUUUCCUCACUGGUAUAUGAAAUUCCACAAGUUGCCAAAAAAAAAAAUAAAGAAAAACCGCAUUAGACGUUUGACCGAGGUAGAGGAUUUUCCUAACCAAGUCUAUUUCCGCAGGUUGUACCCUGUGGACAUGAAGCGCGUGAACGAGUUCGGCGUGUCUUACGACAACCAGGAGAAGGAGCAAGUCAAGCCACACAAAGAUUAAUAAU